This is a messenger RNA of Arachis ipaensis, 1926 nucleotides long. NCBI's taxonomy places the organism in Eukaryota, Viridiplantae, Streptophyta, Magnoliopsida, Fabales, Fabaceae. The record is from RefSeq and is a predicted model, not a curated record.
AUGUCUUGGCAUCAUAAUGAAUAUGUUAAAGAUGGGUUCUUAAGGCAUCCUGCCGAUGGUGAAUCUUGGAAAGCAUUUGACAGUCAACAUGAAGAUUUUGCAAAGGAGCCUCAUAAUAUGAGACUUGGCUUAGCAAGCGACGGAUUCAAUCCGUUUCGAACUUUGAGUAGUACACAUAGUACAUGGCCUGUUGUUCUAAUGGUGUAUAAUCUACCCCCUUGGAUGAGUAUGAAGCCUGAUUAUUUUAUGCUCUCUUUAUUCAUUCCUGGCCCACAAUCAUCGGGAAAUGAUAUUGAUGUAUUUCUUCAACCACUAAUUGAAGAAUUAAAAGAACUGUGGGAGUUAGGUGUCGAAACAUAUGAUUCCAAAGAGAACAAAACAUUCAACAUGAGAGCAUAUCUUUUAUGGAUAAUUAACGACUUCCUUGCGUAUGCUAUGUUAUCUAGGUGGAGUACAAAAGAAAAAUUGGCUUGUUCAUGUUGUAAGGAUGAGACUUCUUCUAUAUAUCUGAAACAUAGCCACAAGACUGUUUAUAUGGAUCAUCGAAGACACAACCUUGAUGUCAUGCACAUAGAGAAGAAUAUAGUUGAUAGCAUAAUUGAAACUCUUUUGGAUAUUUCUGGAAAGACAAAAGAUCAUGCAGCUGCGCAUUUUGACCUUAAAGACAUGGGUAUCAGGAAAAACCUUCAACCAAAAGAUACAGAUAAUCGUAAAAGAACUAAGUUAGCAAAGAAGGUAAUUAGCCUAGAUAAGGUAGUUAACUUAGAAGCAGAGAUUGCUGAGACAUUAUGCCAAUUGGAGAGUAUUUUUCCUCCAAGCUUUUUUGACAUAAUGGUGCACUUGCCUAUCCAUUUGGCAAAUGAAGUGAGGUUAGGUGGUCUAGUUCAAUAUCGUUGGAUGUACCCUGUUGAACGAUAUAUGUGCACACUAAAAUUGUAUGUUCAUAACAGAAGUCGUCUAGAAGGAUCCAUUGCCGAAGGAUAUUUGGCGAAUGAGUGUAUUAAUUUUUGCUCAAGAUAUUUGCAUGAAGAUGUCCAGACAAGAUUCAACAGAGUCCCUCGAAACAAUGAUGAGUGUGUUUCAAAUGAGCUGCGAACUCCUAGUUUGUUUCCAAGCAAAGGAUGUUCUUUGGGUGGAAAAAUGGGAGAUUUGUUCAUGUUAGAUGAAAAAUCAGAAAUACAAGGUCAUACAUACAUCCUAAACAAUUGUGAUAAGAUCGAAGUCUACAUGAGAGAGCAUGAGGAGGCAGUAAAUGAUAACAAUCCACGAAGAACAAAGUGGGAGAAAGCCAAAUACCAUAGUCAACAGUUCUCAGAAUGGUUUAAAACUGGUGCCAUGAAAAAUGAUGUGCCUGGUUGGGUAAAAGGGUUGGCUAGAGGUCCAAAUAGAGUUGCAAAAAGAUUUUCAGGUUAUGUUAUCAAUGGGUAUAGGUUCCAUAUAAGGCACCAUGAUGCGAGACGUAAAACCCAAAAUAGUGGUGUCACAUUGGAGGCAUUGACUCCUAGUUUUGCUACUGUGAAAGAUAAGAACCCAAUCGAAGCAAAAGUAACCUACUAUGGUAGAAUAGUUGAUAUGUUUGAAUUAGACUAUUAUGGCCAAUUUAAGGUAGUCCUGUUUAAGUGUGAGUGGUAUACAGUUGCAAAAGAUAACUUUGGUCUCUCAUAUGUGUAUUUCAGUAAAAAAUGCUACCAAGAAGAACCAUUUGUGCUAGCAUCCCAAGUAAACCAAUGCUUUUAUGUGCAAGACCCAUAUGUGAGUGACAAACACUAUGUUAUGAAAACAAUUCCAAGAGAUUUAUUUAGGAUAAGUGAUGACCUUGAGUCUGAUUCCCCCAUAAUAUAUGCAAGGGAGCCAUGUGAACCUGAAGUGAUUCCCGGUCUCCCAAAUGACAAUGGCAAAGUUGAUCUAGUGAGGAAUGAUCUAUGA